Molecule: messenger RNA, 6431 nt
Organism: Entelurus aequoreus (snake pipefish)
Lineage: Eukaryota; Metazoa; Chordata; Actinopteri; Syngnathiformes; Syngnathidae
Gene: sec31a
Product: SEC31 homolog A, COPII coat complex component
Exons: 27
Coding region: 244-4107 (1287 amino acids)
Biological process (GO): intracellular protein transport; endoplasmic reticulum organization; COPII-coated vesicle cargo loading
Cellular component (GO): COPII vesicle coat; endoplasmic reticulum exit site
Molecular function (GO): structural molecule activity; protein binding
Source: RefSeq, a predicted model, not a curated record
GGAAGUGGUUCUUCUUCGUGGGUGGAGGCCUGCGCCGCCGCCGAGUGCCACGUUGCUGGAGCCCAGUGGGGACGUGGAAACUCUCAGUCAGUGCCGGGUGGGCCGGUGGUGUUACUUACCUCCUUUUGCCUGCUUUUGUGCCCCGUUAGUCGUUGAAAAGAAGGAUUUCUGCUCCGUUUUUGUUUUUUUAAUAUAUCUUUUUUUGUAUCCAGUGUGUGCGUGUAUGUGUCAGGACGAGCAAGGAUGAAACUGAAGGAGAUCAACCGCACGGCCAUCCAAUGCUGGAGCCCGGCGCAGCACCACCCCAUCUACCUGGCGACGGGUACGUCCGCCCAGCAGCUGGACGCCUCCUUCAGCACCAGCGCCUCCUUGGAGAUCUUCGAGUUGGACCUGUCCGACCCGUCGCUGGACAUGAAGUCAUGCGGCAGCUUCUCUUCCUCUCACAGGUACCACAAGCUGGUGUGGGCUUCUUUCGGAACAGACUCCCAAGAGCACCCGGCAGGCGUGGUCAUCGCCGGGGGGGAGAACGGCAACGUGAUCCUCUACGACGCCGCCAAGGUGGUGGCCGGGGAGAGCGACGUGGUGGUGGCGGAGAGCGACAGGCACACGGGCCCGGUCAGGGCUCUGGACGUCAACCCCUUCCAGGCCAACCUCUUUGCCUCCGCUGGGAACGAGUCUGAGAUCUACAUCUGGGAUAUCAACAACUUCAACUCCCCCAUGACACCUGGGCCCAAAAAUCAGCCCGUGGAGGACAUCAGCUGUGUGUCGUGGAACAAGCAGGUGCAGCACAUCCUGGCCUCCGCCAGUCCCAGCGGCCGUGCGUCCGUGUGGGACCUGCGCAAGAAUGACCUCAUCAUCAAAGUCAGCGACCACAGCAACCGAAUGCACUGCUCCGGCCUGGCGUGGAACCCGGAGGUGGCCACCCAGCUGGUCCUGGCCUCCGAGGACGACCGCAUGCCCGUCAUCCAGAUGUGGGAUUUACGAUUCGCCACGUCUCCUCUCAAGAUCCUGGAGAACCACACCAGGGGCGUCCUCGCCAUCGCCUGGAGUCUGGCCGACCCCGAGCUGCUCCUCAGCUGCGGGAAGGACAGCAGGAUCCUGUGCUGGAACCCCGGCACGGCGGAGGUGGUCUACGAGCUGCCCACCGGCAGCCAGUGGUGCUUCGACGUCCAGUGGUGCCCCAGGAACCCGGCGGUGCUUUCGGCCGCCUGCUUCGACGGCCGCAUCGGCAUUUACUCCGUCAUGGGCGGCAGCAGUCGGCACGCCGAGCAGAUGUCCACCUCCUUGGCCAACAUGGACCCGUUUGGAACAGGCCAGACGUUGCCCCCCUUGCAGCUGCCCCAGUCAGCCGCCCCCCCAGCCAGCGUCAACCCCCUGAAGAAGCCCCCCAAGUGGAUCCGCAGGCCCGUGGGGGCGUCCUUUGCCUUCGGAGGCAAGCUGGUGUCCCUGGAGAACACCGCCGCCGACUCCCAGCAAGGCAGCGCACGCGUGGUCCACGUCAGCCAGGUGGUCACUGAGACCACCUUCUUGGAGCGCUCCCUGCGCCUUCAGGACACGCUCACUGCCGGCGUCUUCCAGGACUUCUGCCAGGAGAAGAUCCACGCCGCCGAGGACGACUUCGACAAAACUGUCUGGUCUUUCCUCAAGGCCAACUUUGAAAGUGACGUUCGCAGUAAGUUCCUGGAGCUUCUGGGCUACAACAAAGAGGAGCUGGGCGCCAAGAUUUCAGCAGCUCUGGAGGGAAAGCCCGCGGACGCUCUCACGGAGGACGUGUGCGCCACAGCCAGCGUGCAGCCACCGCCGCCACCGCCGCUGGACGACAAUCCGGAGGCGGCGUUCGACCUGAUCGGCGCCUCGAACCUUCAGACAGGCGAGGAGUCGGCCGCGGAAGGUCUGGACGAGGAUGUGGCUCCAGAGGAGGAGGGGGAAGAGAUCGCCUUGGAGGAGGACGUCCCCCUGGAGGAGGAGUCCUCUCCCGCCACCACGCCGGCGCAGGUGGAGGAGCCCGUGGAGGCUCCCGCUGGAGGAGUCAGCCUCGGCAUCAGUCAAGAUGUGGAUGGACUGAUCACGCAGGCCCUGCUGACCGGCGACUUUGAGGCCGCCGUGGAGCUCUGUCUCCAUGACAACCGCAUGGCCGACAGCAUCAUCUUGGCCAUCGCCGGUGGGGCCGAGCUCCUGGAGAAAACCCAGAGGAUGUAUUUCAGGAAAACACACAGUAAGAUCACCAAGCUGAUCAGCGCCGUGGUGAUGAAAGACUGGCACGACGUCCUGAAGACGUGCGACCUGCACAACUGGAGGGAAGCCCUGGCGGCCAUCAUGACCUACGCUCAGCCCGAGGAGUUCUCCUCACUUUGCGACCUCCUUGGGGCUCGUCUGGAGGCGGCUGACGAGGCUCAGCUGCAAGCGAACGCCUGCCUGUGCUACAUCUGUGCUGGCAACAUGGACAAGCUGCUUUCCUGCUGGACCGCAGCGCUGGAGCGACAUUGUCCUCUCUCUCUGCAGGGACUGGUGGAGAAGGUGGUGGUGCUGCGGCGUGCGGUGGAGCAGACGCAGCGCUCGGGCCCCGCCGCCAUCGGCGUCUUGCUGGCGGAGACGAUGGGCCACUACGCCGGCCUUCUGGCCUCCCAGGGCAGCCUGUCCACCGCCAUGGCCUACCUGCCCGACAACACCGACCAGGUGGCCGUGCGACAGCUCCGCCAGCGCCUCACCCAGGCUCUGGGUCAACAGAAGGCGGCGGCGGCGGCGGCGGCGGUGGCUCCACUUCAGACACACAACACUCCGUCUUCACGCGGCGCCACGCAGCACCGCCAUCCCUUCACUCCGGUCCAGCCUCAUGCCACCCCGGCUCCACCUGUGCCUGCACCGACCUCGGUCCCACCACAGCAGCAGUAUUACCAACCCGUAAGGCCUACCUCCACCGUCACUUCCUGGAGUAACCAAACUCCGACAGCCCUCCCCAGUGCUCCACACCCUCUGCAGGUGGGCCCCGCCUCUCAGCAGAAGGUGGAGCCGCCCAAGCCUGUGUACGGGAUGGCUGGUGCCUACAUGUCGUCCCAGCAGUACCAGCCCCCCCCCCAGGUGGAGCACUACACACCUGGAGCCUAUCAGCCUCUUCACUACUCCUCCUCUCCCCCUCCCCCGCCCGGCUUCCUCUCUCACUACACCCAGCCUGCACCCCCACCCAGCCUGCCCUCACCCACCUCCUCUCAUCCUUCUUUAUACUCCUCCUACUCCUCCUCAUCCUCUCAUCCUCCUUUCUCCACCUCCUCCUCCUCCUCUCACUACACCCAGCCUGCACCACCCCCCAGCCUGCCCUCGCCCACCUCCUCUCAUCCUCCUUUCUCCCCCUCCUCCUCCUUCCCGCCUCAGCAUCCUCUGUCCUCCUGCGGAGCCUCUUUCCAGCACGGCGUGCCAGGCUCACCUGGGUCCUACGCACCGCCCCCUCUGCCGGGUGGAGUCUCAGGUCCUCAGAACGGCUGGAACGACCCCCCAAACCUCAGCAGGUCGUCCAAGAAGAAGAUGUCUGAGAAGUUCACCCCGCCCGUGCCCAUCACCGCCCCCAUCAUGAGGCCCCUGGGCGCCGACCCUCAGGCGCAGCCCGUAGCGCCGCAGGGCCCGGCAGCGGGCUUACACGGCGCCCAGGCCCCGUACUCGGGCGUGCAGCAGACCUCGCCCGCGAACCCGGGCCUGCCCAAGACCAGCACGGAGGGGGCCCCGGGGGCCCCGACGGGCGACGCCAUGCAGACCUUGCCCGCCGAGAAGAUCCUGAAGAAGCCGAUCCCCGACGAGCACCUGGUCCUCAAGACCACCUUUGAGGGCCUCAUCCAGAAGUGCUUGGCCGUGGCCACGGACCCGCAAACCAGGAGGAAGCUGGACGACGCCAACAAACGACUGGAGGCGCUCUAUGACAAGCUGAGGGAGCAGUCGCUCUCCCCCGCCAUCGUGGGCGGUCUGCACGACAUGGCGAGGAGCGUGGCGUCGCGCUCGUACGGCGAGGGUCUCAACAUCCACACGCACAUUGUGGGCAGCAGCAACUUCAGCGAGACGUCCGCCUUCAUGCCCGUCCUCAAGGUGGUGCUGACGCAGGCCAACAAGCUGGGAGUGUGAGCGCACAGAGAGACGUCGCCAUGGCAACCAAUCAAGGGCUCUUUUCAACUUCCUCCACCAAUCACAUCCAUCGCUUUGAAACACCAGGUGAAGAGUGCAGGACUCCUCAAACACUCUUUUCUUCACUUCACCUCAUCAUUGGCAAACAAUUAUUCGAGUAAAAAACAGAUUUGUAAGUAAAAAAAAUAAUUUCUAACAGUAAAAAAACAAACAGUUUUCUCCAUUAAAAUAAAAAAAAUCUGAAGUAAAAAAACAAAACAAUUAUCGACCAGUAAAAUGAUUUGCAUGUAAAAAAAAAAACAAAAAACAUUUUCAAGUAUAAAAUUAAUUUUUUUGCAAGUAAAAAAAUGUAUUUGGUUGUAAAAUAAAAUGUAUUUUCCAAGUAAAAAAAAAAAUUCAAGUAAGAAAAAAGAUUUGAAAGUAAUAAAAAUUAUCUGAAAGUGAAAAAAAAUUAUGUCAAAAUGGUUCGCAAGUGAAAAAAAAUUCCUUCAAAUAAAGAAACAUUUGCAAGUACAAACAAAAAAUUAUUCAAAUGAAAAAAAGGAUUCGCAAGUCAUAAAACAAUUGUCUUCAAUCCCAAAAAACCAUUUGCAAGUAUAAGGAAAAAUCAUUGAAAUGAAAAAACAAUUUUCACGUAUAAAAACAAGCUUCUUCAAUAAAAAACAUUUGCAGGUAUAAGAAAUUAAAAAGGAUUCCCAAGUAUAAAAACAAUUAUUUUCAAAUAAAAAAGCUUCAGUAAGUCCUAAAACUUGUUUUCUAUUUAAAAAAAAAAACAUUCACAAGUAUAAAAACUAUUUUCUGCAAGUCAAAGAAGCCACCAUGCGCAAAUGGACUCAGCAGCACCACCUGGUGGUGUAGAGGAAGAACUACAGGUGCUCUGAGUGCAAGUGGAAUAUUACUGCCAAGUUUCAACUGGAAUACAUUUGUGUUUCUUUACUUGCAAAUCUUUUCUUUUUUUUAAAGAAGAAAAUAGUUUUUUUUACUAGAAAAUUAGUUUUUCUUUAUUGAAGAAAAUAGUUUUUUUUCCAUCCAUUUUCUAUUGCUUGUCCCUUUCGGGAUCACGGGGGGUGCUGGAUAGAAGGAAAUUGUUUGUUUUUUUACUAGCAAAUUAGUUUUUAUGAUUGAAGUAUUUUUUUUUUUUUUUACAUGCAAUUAGUUUUUUUGAUUGAAGAAAAUCGUUUGUUUUUUUCUAAAUAGCAAUUUUUUUUAAUCAAAGUAAAUUGUUUUUUUAUUGAAGUAAAUUAUAUUUUUAACUUGCGAUUUGUUUUUUAAUUGAAGAAAAUAGUUGUUGUUUUAAAUAGCAAGGGUUUUUUUUUAUCAAAGAAAAUAGUUUUUUUUAUUAAUGUCAAUUAAUAUUUUUACUUCCAAUUUGUUUUUUAAUUGAAGAAAAUUGUUUUUUUUAAAUAGCAAGUUGUUGUUUUUUAUCAUAGAAAAUUGUUUUUUUUACUAGCAAAUUUGUUUGUUUUUUGAUUCAAGUAAAUUUUUUUUUGCUUGUGAUUUGUUCACUGGAAUAAUGUUUAAAUUUUUUUAAAUAGCACAUUUUUUAAAAUAAAAUUAAAACAUUUUUUUUAAUUGAAGUAAAUUUUUUUUUGCUUGCAAUUUGUUUUUUUAAUUGAAGAAAAUGUAUUUUCUUUUUUUUUUUUUACAAGCAAAUAGUUUUUUUUAAUUAAAGAUAUGUGUUUUUUUAAUGAAGAACAUUAUUUUUAACUGGCGAAUGGCGUGAGUAAAAAAUAUUUCUGUGGCGUUUGGCAUUACUUUCACUUUGUACGUAAUCCUUUCUUACAUGGAAGUGAAGGAAAAGGGACGUUCAGGAAUCUCGUGGACAUUUCCGCCUACAAAGGCGAUAGCGGAAUAGAAUUAGAAACAUUGCAAUUGUAACCUUCACGGUUGUAUUUUUGCCUCAUACCUGUGAGAAUCCUGCGUGCGACUGAAGCUUCAAGGAGUGGGACUAGGUGCAGUGUGCUCAAAACAACCACCAGGUAGCAUCUUUGAGCAGAUAAUACUGUAUCAUCUCUUAUCAGGUCAGUAGUGCGUUAUUGACUACGAGGCAAAAACUGUAGUCCCUUUUCAUUUUUUUACACAGCGGCAUUUGCUUGCAUUUUAAUGACACUCACGUUCAUUCAGUGCUGAAUCUCACUCGUCGGACCAAAGCACAGCAAUGCAAUUUUUCUGUCUCAAUGUAAUCAAGAAAAUAAGUGCAAUGGACUAACAAUGUGUAGAAAGUAUGCAUGCUUAAUGCAGGCUAAAUGACUCCAUUCAUGUUGUUGAUGAAAAAGAAAAGUCUGUCAUGCAAUUAUUUUCAAUAAAUAAUAUUUAUUUACAGU